AAAAAAACAUAAAAAAACAAAUGCAAAAUAAAGAAGAUUAAUAAAAAUAAUAAUAGUUUAAAAAGCUUGCAGAAAUCGGAUAAGGAGCUUUUGGAACAGUAUACAAAGUUAUAAAACAUUCAGAAGAGAAUGAUCCUUAACCAAAAUUAUAUGCUUUAAAAAAAAUAGAGAAAAAAAAACUAAAUAGAGAGAAAAAAUCUCAUUAAAUUUAUAUGGAAAAAAUAUAAAUGUAUUUCAAUUUUCCAGGAAUUCCGAAAUUAUCUAAAUGCUAUAGUGAUUAAAAUUAUAUUUAUUUUGUUUCAGAUUUUGCAGAAGGAAGUAACUUUUGCACUUUCAUUCGUUUAAAUUGUAAUAUAUAAAUUAAUCUUUAAUAAAAAUUAUUAACUAUAAAGACUUAUAGAAUUAUAACUUACACAAGAAAUUAUACAAUUUUAUGUUGCUGAAAUGGUUUUAAUUUUAGAAUAUUUACAUACUUAAGGAUUAUGUCAUAGAGAUUUUAAAUAAGAAAAUAUGGUUUUGACAAAAAACAAACAUCUAUAAUUAAUUGAUUAUGGAACUUUAAAUGAUUAUUGUUACAAUUUAUUAAAUGAUGGAGUAAAGAAAUUAGUAGAAAUGAAAAAUAAAAAAAAAAAAGAAUGCUAUAGUUAGUCUAAUGUUCCAGAUGAAUAAGAAUUUAGAAAUCGUUUACCUACGUUUUGUGGAACUCCAGAAAAUAUUUUAAAAAUAAUUAUUUUUUAUAAAUAAAAAAAAUAUUUAUAAAAAAAAAAAGAUAUUUAAGUCCAGAAAUGCUAGAAGAAACAAAAUGCGAUUUAAAUGGUGACUUGUGGGCUUUAGGUUGUACAAUUUAUAAAUUAUUUACAACAAAAACACCAUUUUACGAUAAAUAUGAAGUAUAAAUAUACGAUAAAAUAAAACAAGUUGAAUAUAAUAAAAAUAAUGAGAAAAUACCUUUAGAAGCUUAAGAUUUAAUUAACUAAUUGCUUGUAUUAUAACCAGAAAAUAGAUUAGGAGGAUUAUUAGUUACAGAUGAUUUGA
Ichthyophthirius multifiliis is the source of this 1035-nucleotide messenger RNA. RefSeq names its product protein kinase domain protein. Lineage: Eukaryota; Ciliophora; Oligohymenophorea; Hymenostomatida. The annotation marks the transcript as partial. Gene Ontology annotation, molecular function: ATP binding; protein kinase activity. Gene Ontology annotation, biological process: protein phosphorylation. The record is from RefSeq and is a predicted model, not a curated record. The transcript has 5 exons.